AUGUGGAUGGUGCAGCCAGAGAUGAAAAGGACUUCGGGAAUCCUGGCCAGGGAGCCAGGCGCCAGACUGGAAAAAGCUCCUAAGUGUCAGGAAUGUGGGAAAAGCUUUAGCCGAGGUCCUUACCUUGUUCGGGAUUGGAGAAUCCACACGGGAGAAAAGCCGGACAAGUGCGGCGAAUGCGGGAAAGGCUUCAGCGAGCGCUCCGACCUCACUGCCCACCUAAGGCUGCACACGGGGGAGAGACCCUACCGCUGUGGGCAGCGUGGGAAAAGCUUCAACCAGAGGUCCGGCCUCGGCGUCCACCGGAGAACCCACACCGGGGAGAAGCCUUACCGGUGCACCGUCUGUGGGAAGAGCUUCAACAACAGCUCCCGGCUCAGCGCUCACGGGCGAGCCCACGCCCGGCGGAGCCCCCACCCGUGUGCGCAGCGUGGGAGAAGCUUCGGCAGCAGCUCCCACUCCAGUGGCCACCAGAAAACGCACACCGGGGAGAAGCCUCACAACUGCUCUGUGUGAGAGAAGCUUCGCUAAGCUCCGUGCCCCCAUCUGCCAUCAGGGGGCACACGAGGACGACACCUCACAUCGCCAGGAAGGGACA
Panthera uncia (snow leopard) is the source of this 598-nucleotide messenger RNA. It is a transcript of the gene ZSCAN32, whose product is annotated as zinc finger and SCAN domain containing 32. Gene Ontology annotation, cellular component: nucleus. Bases 1 to 516 code for a protein of 171 amino acids. The transcript has 2 exons. The record is from RefSeq and is a predicted model, not a curated record. NCBI's taxonomy places the organism in Eukaryota, Metazoa, Chordata, Mammalia, Carnivora, Felidae.